This is a messenger RNA of Marchantia polymorpha subsp. ruderalis, 2299 nucleotides long. The record is from the annotation of a GenBank genome assembly. Lineage: Eukaryota; Viridiplantae; Streptophyta; Marchantiopsida; Marchantiales; Marchantiaceae.
GGUUCCAUGCAUGGGCAAGCAGCAGGAGCAUGCUGAUCUGGCUGCCUUGCUGGCUCCGUUUCAUGUCCUCUCUCUCUCUCUCUUGGUCGAAGAAGGCAGUGCGCAAGGGCUCGUGGCUGCUGACACGGACAAUCAGCCAUCCAUCGAUCGAGCCGCGCCGCGCCGUUGACUGCGGCAUUCGCGGGCCGAAUUGCGUGCACGUCGUCAACCGCUCGGGCGCCGAAGAAGAGACUCGGAUUCGCAGUUCUGCGAGUCGUCGCCGUUGAGAAGUGGACGCGUGACUUGAUGUCGAUGCCGAUGUCGAUGAUCGUCGAGGUUUGAAUGAAAUCGGGAGCAGGUCUCCGGCGAUUGGGAGAAUAGUUUUAAUUCAUUUUUUUGGUGAGUAAAGCUUUACCAGCUGGCGGAUCCGACGACGAUUUGUUGGUUGAUUGCAGGAAAGACGGAUUUUUGACCGUAAUCGGAAGGGAGGCCGGAUUGGAGCAAUAGACGAGAGUGAUAGCUAGUAGAGCAAGAGGGAGGGUGAGGAAAACAGCUUGACUGACAACGAGGAGGAAAAGAAAGUAGCAAAGUUCGGAGAUGUUCGUGUCCCGGGUGAUUUGGAGGCUGAGCUGACAGGGUGACGAGGAUGAUGGAAUUCGCGUUAUUAUGAGGUCAUGAUCGGAAAUUGGAAGUAGAGUUUUGAAGGGGUUUCAGUUUGGAAGACAGUGGUUAGAGUAAAGCGAACGAGACGAUCGUAGCAAUCGUGGGACCAUGGGGAAUUUAUUCUCCAGAAAAGUGAAGGUGACGGAUGUUGAUCGCGCUAUUUUGACUCUUAAAACGCAGCGACGCAAGCUCACGGAUUAUCAAAAGAAGUUGGAUGCUGUUAUCGAGCGGGAGGUGGAAGUUGCAAGAGAGUUGCUCAAACAGAAGAAGAAGGAUCGUGCCCUUCUAACCUUGAAGAGGAAGAAGGCUCAGGAGGAACUCUUGAAAAAAGUAGACGUUUGGAUUCUGAAUGUCGAGCAGCAGCUGUCAGACAUUGAGAUAACAAGCAGGCAGAAGGCUGUAUUUGAAAGUCUGAAGUCUGGACACAAGGCUAUACAAGACCUACAAAAGGAGGUCAAUAUUGAAGACGUACAGAAGCUGAUGGAAGACUCAGCAGAAGCGAAGGCCUAUCAAGAUGAAAUCAAUGCUGUCUUGGGACAGCAGCUUACGGACGAAGAUGACGAGGCAGUGUUGGCAGAGCUUGACGAGCUUGAGACCGAAAUGGAGUUGGAAGGACUUCUGGACGUGCCAUCAGUGCCGACGAAGAUACCAGAGAAACCGGCAGAUAUUGAGGAACCAGAAAGAGAAAAACCCCAGAAAGGGAAAUUAUUGGAGGAGCCUAUCGCAGAGCCUUCGGAGGGAUUGUUCGUUAUGUCCAGAGGAUCAGCUUCAGAUAAGCUAACUGAAUCAACGGCUGAUAAGGACGAGGUAUCAUCCAAGGAGGUUGCACCUGCCAAGGAAAAUGCAAAGGAGGAAGAUGAAGAAAUUUUAGACUUGCCCAGUGUUCCUACGACGCAAGUCAAAAAAGAAGAAAUUCCUGAAGCGAAGUCUUCAUCAUCUAGAAGAAAAGAGGAAGAGAUGUUAGCAGCUUGAUUAAGUACAUGGGUCUCUACGUCUUAUUUCAACCUCGACUACAUCCAGCAAGGGUUUCCCCUUCGCCUGCUUCUUGGUUGAGUUAUUGAGCGUGAUUCGACCAGUGGAUGAAGAGUUCUCGGUGAUCAUUCACUUAUCUGUCAUCAACCAUGAUAGUCCUGUUCUCGGCAGCAAGGAAGUAACGACGUCAACCUCCUGGUUGCAAGUGUAAGAUCCUCCAAUUUGUUGCAUGGUUUACAAGGGUCUCAAAGAAGAUUCUGCUCGUACCGGAUGGGACUCCACUGUCAAUGAAGUCAUUCGCCAGAAAAGUGGUUUUGUGUAUGGACCCCAUUUUCGAAAGUACUCAGAUGUUGCCUCCAGUAAGACUGCUCGAUAUCACCUCAAGUCCUUUAAGCACAAAACACUUGUGAAGUAUACUUAUCAUUGCAGCUAACGUAGCAAAUGUUUCUUCUGUCACAUAUAAAAUUAGGGAGUGGAUUUACUGCUGCAAAAAUUUGACUGUUCGAACGAGUUGCAGUUCAGACUGGAGAAAAUUUGGAUUUCAGGUGGACUUGAAGAGUGGAGUUCAUUUAUUCUCUUGGAUCCCGCACCGCGGUACUCCCCCCGUUCUAGCAAUUGUUCCUUGUUGAACGCAUCAUAAUCUUCAUUGGAAGCUUAUGAUUUUGCAUCAAUGAUUUUUCUCUGG